Manis javanica (Malayan pangolin) is the source of this 6797-nucleotide messenger RNA. RefSeq names its product kinesin family member 2A (gene KIF2A). NCBI's taxonomy places the organism in Eukaryota, Metazoa, Chordata, Mammalia, Pholidota, Manidae. Gene Ontology annotation, molecular function: microtubule binding; microtubule motor activity; ATP binding. Gene Ontology annotation, cellular component: microtubule. The record is from RefSeq and is a predicted model, not a curated record. Gene Ontology annotation, biological process: microtubule-based movement; microtubule depolymerization.
CCGCCUGACGGCUCCCGCCCUCGCUUCACCCCGACGCCCGGCGUGCGCGUCCUCCCGCUGGCCUGCAGGCCCGGGGCCUCAGCCUGCUUCCCAGCCGCUGCUCCUCGCAGCCCCGGCUCGCGUUCACGCUGUCGCCCGGGCCGGCGCGGCCGCGGGCAACCGCUCCCCCUCCCACACCCACCCCGCCCCCUCCCCGCCUUUUCCGCCCUCCCGUCCCACUCCCUCGGCCCGUCGCCGCCGCCGCUGCUCCAGAUGAGGUGAUGGCAACGGCCAACUUCGGCAAGAUCCAGAUCGGGAUUUACGUGGAGAUCAAGCGGAGCGAUGGGCGAAUACAUCAAGCAAUGGUAACAUCUUUAAAUGAAGACAAUGAAAGUGUAACUGUUGAGUGGAUAGAAAAUGGAGAUACAAAAGGCAAAGAGAUUGACCUGGAGAGCAUCUUUUCACUUAACCCUGACCUUGUACCUGAUGAAGAAAUUGAACCCAGUCCAGAAACACCUCCACCUCCAACAUCCUCAGCCAAAGUAAACAAAAUUGUAAAGAAUCGACGGACUGUGGCUUCUAUUAAGAACGACCCUCCGCCAAGAGAUAAUAGAGUGGUUGGUUCUGCACGUGCACGGCCUAGUCAACUUCCUGAACAGUCUUCCUCUGCACAACAGAAUGGUAGUGUUUCAGAUAUAUCUCCAGUUCAAGCUGCAAAAAAGGAAUUUGGACCCCCUUCACGUAGAAAAUCUAACUGUGUGAAAGAAGUAGAAAAGUUACAAGAAAAACGAGAAAAAAGGAGACUACAACAGCAAGAACUUAGAGAAAAAAGAGCCCAGGAUGUUGAUGCUACAAACCCAAAUUAUGAAAUAAUGUGUAUGAUCAGAGACUUUAGAGGAAGUUUGGAUUAUAGACCAUUAACAACAGCAGAUCCUAUUGAUGAACAUAGGAUAUGUGUUUGUGUAAGAAAACGACCACUCAAUAAAAAAGAAACUCAAAUGAAAGAUCUUGAUGUAAUUACAAUCCCUAGUAAAGAUGUUGUGAUGGUACACGAACCAAAACAAAAAGUAGAUUUGACAAGGUACCUAGAAAACCAAACUUUUCGUUUUGAUUAUGCCUUUGAUGACUCAGCUCCUAAUGAAAUGGUUUACAGGUUUACAGCUAGACCACUGGUGGAAACUAUAUUUGAAAGGGGGAUGGCUACAUGCUUUGCUUAUGGGCAGACUGGAAGUGGAAAAACUCACACUAUGGGAGGUGACUUUUCAGGGAAGAACCAAGAUUGUUCUAAAGGAAUUUAUGCAUUAGCAGCUCGAGAUGUCUUUUUAAUGUUAAAGAAGCCAAACUAUAAGAAGUUAGAGCUUCAAGUAUAUGCAACCUUUUUUGAAAUUUAUAGUGGAAAGGUAUUUGACUUGCUAAACAGGAAAACAAAAUUAAGAGUGCUAGAAGAUGGAAAACAGCAGGUUCAAGUUGUGGGAUUACAGGAACGGGAGGUCAAAUGUGUUGAAGAUGUACUGAAACUCAUUGACAUAGGCAACAGUUGCAGAACAUCCGGUCAGACAUCUGCAAACGCGCAUUCAUCUCGGAGUCAUGCAGUAUUUCAGAUAAUUCUACGAAGAAAAGGAAAACUACAUGGAAAAUUUUCUCUUAUCGAUUUGGCUGGAAAUGAAAGAGGAGCUGAUACUUCUAGUGCAGACAGACAAACUAGGCUUGAAGGUGCUGAAAUAAAUAAAAGCCUUUUAGCACUCAAGGAGUGCAUCAGAGCCUUAGGUAGAAAUAAACCUCACACUCCUUUCCGAGCAAGUAAACUUACUCAGGUGUUAAGAGAUUCAUUCAUAGGUGAAAACUCUCGUACUUGCAUGAUUGCCACAAUCUCUCCAGGAAUGGCAUCAUGUGAAAACACUCUUAAUACAUUAAGAUAUGCAAAUAGAGUAAAGGAGUUUGGAAUUAGUCCAUCAGACAUUCCCUUCUCACAGGGUAGUGGCAGUCGCCCUGAUCUCUCUCCUUCUUAUGAAUAUGACGACUUUUCUCCUUCGAUUACCAGGGUGAAAGAACUGACUGUGGAUCCAACUGCUGCUGGUGAUGUCCGUCCGAUAAUGCACCAUCCAUCAAACCAAAUUGAUGACUUAGAGGCACAAUGGGGUGUGGGCAGUUCCCCUCAGAGAGAUGACCUAAAACUUCUUUGUGAGCAAAACGAAGAAGAGGUUUCUCCACAAUUGUUUACUUUCCAUGAAGCUGUCUCACAAAUGGUAGAAAUGGAAGAACAAGUUGUAGAAGAUCACAGAGCAGUGUUCCAGGAAUCGAUUCGAUGGUUAGAAGAUGAAAAGGCCCUCCUAGAGAUGACUGAAGAAGUAGACUAUGAUGUAGAUUCAUACGCUACACAACUUGAAGCUAUUCUUGAGCAAAAAAUAGACAUUUUAACUGAGCUGCGGGAUAAAGUGAAAUCUUUUCGUGCAGCUCUACAAGAAGAAGAACAGGCCAGCAAGCAAAUCAACCCGAAGAGACCCCGUGCCCUUUAAAAUGGCAUUUGCUGCUAAAGGAUCCCCAGAGGCCCUCACUAGUGUAACAUACAAUGGUUCAGCUGUAAGGGCCAUUUGAAAGUUUGAAAUUUUAAGUGUCUGUGGAAAAUGUCUUGUCCCUUCACCUCAAUGACAUUUCAAUUUUGUGAAACUCUCCUUUGUCUACAAAAUGCUUCUGGUCCAGGAGGCACAACCAAGGUUGGGAAUAAUGAAGCAUUUUGUUUCAUUUACCCAAACAGUGAUUUACUUUUGGAGAUCCUUGCCAAUUUUAUUUUCUAUAUGACAAAGUAAGAUUGUGGACUUGGUCGAGAGGUGACUAGUAAGAGGGAAGCCACAGCAUUUCCUUUUAACUUGGUUCAAUUUUCAUAGCAAGACAGCGGUUUUAAAUCCUUUGCAUGCAUGCAUACCUCAUCAGUGAUUGUACAUACCUUGCCCACUCCUAGAGAUAGCUGUGCUCACCUCUCCCUGCUUUGUGCCUUGACUAAGGCUAUCACCCUAAAUUUCUGAAGCACAGCCAAGAAAAAUUACAUUCCUUAUUUGUCAGUGUAAAUUACCUUUAUUGUGUGUAAAUUUUUAUUGUAUUUGAGACAUUUUUUGUGUGUGACUAGUUGUUUUUGCAGGAUGUGCCAUAUCAUUGAAUGGAACUAAAGUCUGUGACAGUGGACAUAGCUGCUGGACCACUCCAUCAUAUAUGUAAAGAAAUCUGGAAUUUUGACCUUAAAACCAUGUAACAUGUGGUUAUAAUUUUUUUAGCAUUUUCUUUGUAAAGAAGUAAAAUAUAAACUAGUUGGUGUAUAAUAAAAAGUAAUGAAAUUCUGAGAAGAGUUUUAUCUUAGGAUAAUACAUAUAUAUGCAGUGUGUGUUCCAGUGUGGUAUUAUUAACAAGACUAAUAGUGCAACUUGAUCCUUACCAAUACUAUGACCUAAGUUGAAGUGUCCAUUAGCAACCCAAAAUAUAACUUAAAUGUACUGAUAAAGGAAAUUGGCUUUUAAUGCAUGAAUAUGUACAUUGAAAGCAGUCCAUAAUAGAAUUGUUAGUUUAAGCCAAGUGCAGGCAGUACAUAACUCCCUUGAAAAGGAACUAAGGUAACAAUGAGUCGACUCUGACUUAAAAGGCAGAUCUAACCCAAGUUCCAUCCAUUACCUAAUGUGUUAUGUUUCACCAUUAUUUGGUGAUUCUCAACAAUAAAUUGGUCUAGAGUAUUCUACUUUUUAAGUGGUGGCACUUAUUUUUACAGAUUGCUACUCCAAGGAAGAAAACUGGCCACUUCUCAUGUAAAUAUUAUUAAAGGAUUUAUAUAGCUCUCUCUAGGAGUUUUCCCUCAGUUCCCUGGAGAGUCCAGAAGUAGAUUAAUAACAAAACAUCUCCCAAGAAUAACUUGUUUUGAUUUCUCUAGGGAACUAAUAGCUCAUUCAUAUGGGCCAAAGGGAAGCUGUGAAUAGAGUCACAUGAGCCAGAUUCCCUACUACACUGUUCACAGAACUCAAGAGUGUAGUUGUAGGAAACCCUAACACCAUGGUGAAAUGCUCCUCUGUAAACUUGAAGUCUAGAACAAGUGUAGAUUUUUCAUGAUGUGCUUAUUAAUAAAUGAAAUCUAUGGAUUGAGUUUUAGAGAUUAUUUACUUUAGUCACCUUUGUUUUGGAAGGGACUCAGGUUUUAAAACUGUUUAAGAUAGGUUCUAUUUGUGUUUAUUUCAAAGGAAUGGAGAACUGUUACUAUGAACCUUGCAGAGCUGUUUAAAAAGGUAGUUUUUGAGGCUAAUCAACCUUCAAAAGGCAAUAAAGAGAUGUGUAUUUGCUCAUUUUAAAGCACAACAGAUUAGUGUUAAUUAUUUAAGUUAAAUGGGUACUAUCUCUGGAAGGUUUCCUUAUAUCCAAAUAUGCUGCCUUAUGCUUAGUGGCUUCAUUCUGAUCAGUAAUCAAGGUAUAUAAAACAUUAGUAUCAGAAAAGAUCUUGGCUGUAUAAUGUAAUCUGUCAAUUUCACAGAUAGGGAAAACUGAAAGCCAGAAAAGGGACAAACUCAGCAGUUCAUAGAGGAACAGGGAAAGAGGGAGAGCUGAAUUAAAUCUUAAACUUUCUUAUAAAGGAAAGAUAAUACAACUGAACUUUGCAGAGUAAGUAGUUUUGUGAUGCUGAAAACAUACUUUUAAGUAUAUUUAAUAUUAUUUAACAAAAGUGGCUUGAUAUGUUGUUAAAGAAUAACUACUUUUUUGGAUCUGGAUUAAACAUGCUUUACUUUCUCAGACUUGAAAGCUGAUAGACCUAUUAAUAACUAUGAACAUACAUUGUUUUAAUUAUAUAGGAAUGUUUUACUAUAUCACUGAAGCCAGAUAUCAAACAAAUCUCUUUGAACAACUUCCCUUCUGGGUUCAUUCAGUGUACUAAUUAAUUUGGAAAUAUUCCUUCUAUUAAGUUAGAUAUAAAGAAAGCCAAGUAUCAAUAAAGAUUUUUUUUAUUUCUUUAUAUAAGUAAAAUAAUCAGCUACUAUAAUUCUUUAAAGGACAUUAACACCUAAUGUUAUAUUGAUUUAAACAUAGUAGUUACUAUUGAUGACAUCUAUUGAAAUUCUCAACCUGACAUUUUAAAAACAGCUUAAAACUAAGCAUCAGGUAUAUGAAAACACUGGAAAUUUUAAUUAUCCAGAAGUCAUUUGAAUAUCAGGAGCCUAUAGCUGUGGGAAAAAAGCUGGUUGGGUUUUGGUUUAUUUUGAAAUUGAAGAGCAGACAUUUUAACUUUAAAGCCAAUUUUGGAUUUACAAAACCCUUUGAAAUUCUCUUAAAUGUGUGACUCUCCCCUAGAAAAAAACAGUCUCAGUUCACUUCAUUCUGGUUGAGCAUCCUCAUUUCCCAGGUGAAGAAUAGUGCCCCAAAAUAAUACACUUGCACCACACAGUGACAGUAGUGGACUCAGACUUGCCCAGGACCCUGAUGGUAGCUUAUGAUGCUACAGGGAUAGCUGAAGGGGUUGUACAAAAUAAACAGACAAAAUAAGAAGCAAAAUAAAGACAUUAUUAAGAAAUAACUUUUUACUAUACACAUGAAUACAAAGAAGAAAUGGUAUGUAUGGCGGUAUGUGACUGAGUUAAAUAUAUUUUAACAUUUUUACUACUUGAGGGACAAAGGCCUAAUGAAGGCCCAAAGAGGUCCUUACAGUAAGAGGUAACAUAGAAGAGUAACAUCUUCACACAAUAAACUGUUAGAAGUUAAGUGCAAAGUUGUGUCUGUGGCUCUCAGAGAUUAUCAUGUAUGGAUUGGACCCUGCCCUAUUCUAGAUUUAAAAAAAGAAAACAAACUUCUGAGUACUCAGAAUUGACUGACUUAACCACCGUAAAAAUUCAGAGUAAUAAGUGGUGACAAUAGUAUUAAAAAUAGUCAAGCACAUAGUGCCCCAGUGGAGCAAAAGUAUUGUUCACAUUCUCAAAAUUAUUAAAAAUAUACAAUUCAUUUCUUAAGUCUAAAAAAUUCUUUCCCAGAUGCUUAAGAAAAAUGUACACCUUCUGCAUUGAAUCCAUGUAGCAAUCUGAAAAACGAAACCAAAGUGAGAAGUUAUUGAAAAACUAAGUAGCACAUAACAGUUCAUAGCUCCUAUACCAUGAAUUCUAAAACAAACUUAUCAGCAUACCUACAAAGCCCACCCACUCCUAACACCAGUCAUCAAAGAAACUUUAUUAUUCAACUAAAUUUAUAAGACAGGUUAAAACCAUAUCAUUUGGUGCCUCUUAUCAUAACCUAUAUGUAUUAUGAUGAAUUUGACUAAAAUGAUCUUAGACCUCCACUAUGCUAGGCCUAAGCUCACUGAUCACUUGUUCCAUUUCAGCAUGGUGAGUGAACAAGAAGCUAUUUGGAAUUACAGUAAUAAAGGCCAAUCUUACAUGUCCUUUCUAUCUUGCAGAGCUCACUGUUUAAGAGAUUCAAAUUAAAUACAAAUAAAUAGCUUUUCUCUGGAUACCUAUGUACUUAGCAUAUCCUAGUUAGUAAACUGUAUAUUUCAUAUCCUUGAGGCAGUUUAGUGAGGAUGAAGGAAAAUGUUUAACUAUUUAGACCUGAGAUUUUUCAGGAUGGCCCACAGUGCAGAUCUAGAUGGGUUAAAAUGUCUGAAAAAGGAACAUAGGUACUUCUGAAUAAUGUUGAAGUCCUUUAUUAACAUUUAAUAAAGACUCCAUAGUACUGCUAGCCUGCCAAUAUAAAAUAUAAACCCAAUUUCUUGUAGGUAUAUAGAACUGUUUAAGUCAAACCAAUGACUUCUGGAGCAAUCUACCCUCAUUUUUCAUUCAGCACCUAGAACAUGGAAGCUUUAAAAA